This is a messenger RNA of Antechinus flavipes (yellow-footed antechinus), 1452 nucleotides long. Its product is annotated as probable ATP-dependent RNA helicase DDX41. Gene Ontology annotation, biological process: mRNA splicing, via spliceosome. The record is from RefSeq and is a predicted model, not a curated record. NCBI's taxonomy places the organism in Eukaryota, Metazoa, Chordata, Mammalia, Dasyuromorphia, Dasyuridae. Gene Ontology annotation, cellular component: spliceosomal complex. Bases 1 to 1452 code for a protein of 483 amino acids. The transcript has a single exon. Gene Ontology annotation, molecular function: zinc ion binding; RNA binding; ATP binding.
AUGCUCAAUCCCAUCAAGACCAGCUGGAAGGCCCCUCGGUAUGUGUUGAGCAUGUCUGCAGCCAGGCAUGAGCGUGUUCGCAAGAAGUACCAGAUCUUGGUGGAAGGAGAGGGGAUACCACCCCCCCUCAAAAGCUUCAAGGAAAUGAAGUUUCCUGUGGCCAUUCUGAGGGGCCUGAAGAAGAAAGGAAUUCACCAUCCCACUCCCAUCCAGAUCCAGGGCAUCCCUGCCAUCCUCUCCGGCCGCGACAUGAUCGGCAUUGCUUUCACUGGCUCUGGCAAGACAUUAGUGUUCACUCUGCCCCUAAUCAUGUUUUGCCUGGAGCAGGAGACAAGAUUACCAUUCUCCAAGAGGGAGGGGCCCUAUGGGCUCAUUAUCUGCCCUUCUCGAGAGCUGGCCCGCCAGACCCAUGGUGUCUUAGACUAUUACUGUCAGCUGCUGCAGGAAGACAACUACCCCUCCUUGCGCUGUGCCCUCUGCUUUGGGGGCACGUCAGUCAAGGAGCAGAUGGAAACUAUCCGGUAUGGGGUGCACGUGAUGGUGGCCACCCCUGGGCGUCUCAUGGACCUCCUACAGAAAAAAAUGGUGAAUCUGGACAUUUGCCGCUACCUGGCCCUGGACGAAGCUGACCGAAUGAUUGACAUGGGCUUCGAGGGAGACAUCAGAACCAUCUUCUCCUACUUCAAGGGCCAGAGACAGACACUGCUCUUCAGUGCUACCAUGCCCCAGAAGAUCCAAAACUUUGCUAAGAGUGCUCUGGUAAAGCCUGUCAUCGUCAAUGUGGGCCGGGCAGGGGCUGCCAGUCUGGAUGUCAUCCAGGAAGUGGAAUAUGUGAAGGAAGAGGUCAAGAUGAUGUACCUGCUAGAGUGUCUGCAAAAGACACCCCCACCAGUGCUGAUUUUUGCAGAGAAGAAGGCGGAUGUGGAUGCCAUCCAUGAAUACUUGCUUCUCAAAGGUGUGGAGGCUGUAGCCAUCCAUGGAGACAGAGAUCAAGCAGAACGGAGCAAAGCCAUCGAGACAUUCCGCGAUGGCAAGAAAGAUGUCUUAGUGGCCACUGACGUGGCCUCCAAGGGCCUGGACUUUCCAGCCAUUCAGCACGUCAUCAACUACGAUAUGCCUGUGGAGAUUGAGAAUUACGUUCAUCGGAUUGGUCGGACAGGCCGCUCUGGGAACACGGGCAUGGCCACCACCUUUAUCAACAAGGCCUGUGAUGAGUCAGUACUCUUGGAUCUCAAAGCCCUCCUCCUUGAAGCCAAACAGAAGGUGCCUCACAUGCUGCAGGUCCUGCACCAAGGAGAUGAAUUGGACAUUGGAGGAGAGAGAGGCUGCACCUUCUGUGGGGGUCUGGGCCAUCGCAUCACUGACUGCCCCAAGCUGGAGGCCAUGAAGACCAAACAAGUCAGCAACAUUGGCCGGAAGGACUACCUGGCCCAAGGCUCCAUGGAUUUCUGA